This is a messenger RNA of Kluyveromyces lactis, 3402 nucleotides long. It is a transcript of the gene DAL81, whose product is annotated as Dal81p. Gene Ontology annotation, cellular component: nucleus. The transcript has a single exon. Bases 1 to 3402 code for a protein of 1133 amino acids. Gene Ontology annotation, molecular function: DNA binding; zinc ion binding; DNA-binding transcription factor activity, RNA polymerase II-specific. NCBI's taxonomy places the organism in Eukaryota, Fungi, Ascomycota, Saccharomycetes, Saccharomycetales, Saccharomycetaceae. The record is from RefSeq and is a predicted model, not a curated record. Gene Ontology annotation, biological process: DNA-templated transcription.
AUGAGUGGAAGCGCAGCAUCCGUUAAUGGUGGUGACUCUCUCUGGAAGGCCGAUUCUUCUGAAGAUGUGGAUUCUGGUACAGGGAACCCUGAGGACGCUGGGAACAGUAUUAGAACUGGUAAGGAGACCACUUCAGUUGAAGCAGGUUCGGCGUCUGCGUCGAGCUCUCCAAGAAACAUUAACUUGAAGAAUAAGGUUUCGGGUACCAAUACUACUAGUGGUAAUGGCGGUAACUUAAAUGCUGUAGUUGAUAAUGGCGAUGAUGAUAAUGAUAAUGCGCGUGAAGAGAAUGAAGAACGUGAUAAUAUUGGUGGGUUUAAAAAUCAUAAUAACUCCAUGUUGAAUUUCAAUGAUGAUUAUACGAGUAUUCUGAAUAAUCUGACUAACGGUAAUAAUAGUAGUCCGGAUAAAAUACAGUCUCAGCCACAGCAGCAAGAUAAGAGUUCUUCAGGGAUGGACAAAGGGUCGUUGGAUAUGUUAUUGCAACAUUAUCAAGAAUUAUUGAACAGAUCUAACAGCUCAGCGAAUUCUCCACAGUUUGUCCCAUCAAGCGGUACAAAUGGUGCACCAUCUCCUAACGUUUCUGUAAGGACACAAAAUACGCUAACAGAGAAGCCAUGUGAUCAUUGUAGGAGGAGACGCACGAAAUGUAUCGUUCCCCCUGAAUCCGACAGUUGUGUUCCAUGUGAUACGAAGGGGAUCAAGUGUACAUUCUCGGAGUUACCGAGUGGGAAAGUGGCGGCGGAUGUGCUACAAAAACAGAUGAACAAACGUGAUAGAGUGGAUGAGAACAUAAAUGUGCAUGAAUUGUUGAAACGUACUAAGUUUAGCAAUAAUAAUCAAAAUAAAAACAGUAACACAAAUAUUAAUAACAGUAACCCUAAUAGUAAUAAUAAUAACAAUAAUAUCAACAAUAAUAUUAACAACGCCGGUGGUAAUAAUAGCAACAGUAACACGCCUAAUAAUGAGCUUACCAGUGAUAGCGCUAACAAUCUGCCGAUACAAUACUACAAUGACGCAAUUCAGAAUUGGUACAAAUCUCAGACAAGUUAUGAACAACCUCCAUAUCCCUAUCAAAGGAAUGCGUCAGAGUUCAACAACGGUGCAGCACAAAAGGCAUCCCCCUCGUCACUUUAUGCUUUCAAUCAGUUCAAUUACGGAAUGAACUCAGGUCAACCACAACAGCAGCAACCGCUAACUUCUGGUCAACAGAGCAUACAACGUCAAAUUAAUUAUGCUCAGUCUUCCAUUCAAUAUCCCAGGUCUUCCUAUUUUGUGGGCCCGACAUCCAUCUUCGAUAUUAAUCUAAUCAAUCACAUGAAACUAGACAAGAUUGAGCAAGUGCAAUUAUCAAAAAAUGUCGCACUACGCAAGGUAUCUCCCAAUGCACAGUUCAUCUUAAGAGACGAUUUUAAUCAAGAACUUUACUUGAAGCAAGAACGUGAUAUAGAUUUAGUGGAAAAACUAGUGCAUCCUCAUGGUAAAAUAUUGGUUGAAAUUUUCUUUAAACUGAUUCAUCCUUACUUUCCCAUUCUACACGAACGAGUAUUUUUGGAGAAGUACUCAAGAUCUUAUCGUGAACUCACGGCGCCAAUUCUUGCAUCCAUUUAUUCCCUAGCUUUACAAUGGUGGGAUUUCCACCCGCAAUUGAUUGGUUUUCCUAAACCAGAUGUUGCGAAUCAAUUGAAUGAUAUUGCAUUAAAAACUUUCUACGAGGUGUUUGAAAGACCCAAAUUAAGCAUUGUCCAAGCAGGUUUACUAAUUUUGCAUUGUCGUAGUGAAUGUCCCAACAAUUGGGUACUAUGUUCGGAAGUUGUUGCUUUGUCAGAGGAACUUGGCCUCGGUGUUGAUUGUCAAGACUGGAGAUUACCUCGCUGGGAACGUGGACUACGAAGGCGAUUAGCAUGGGCCGUCUGGGCUCAAGAUAAAUGGACAGCCCUUCUGGAAUCUAGGAAUUCGCAUCUAAUUUUAGGUCGGAACUGGAUGGUUAAGCUUCUUACAGAAGACGACUUCCCUGAUAAAUCGCCAAUAAUAACCAGUAGUCAACGCAAUAAACAACCGUCGCAUAGGCCUCUAGGUCCCAUUGGGAACUCUUCCAUACUUGACAUUUCACCAACUGAUGAAGACUUCAAUAGUGGAAAACUACUGUUCAGACAAAUGGUGUCCUUAAGCAUUAUUUUGGGAGAAAUCAUGGAUACCUUUUAUACAAUUGGUGCUAUUAAGACAACAACUAAGAUCGAACAUGUUUUAAAAUUGGCAAAACCUUUACAAUUAAAGUUAAGAGAAUGGUAUCAUUCCUUGCCGCACAAAUUAUCGAUGAGUAACUACACACCAGGUAGUUAUAACAGUAAUGCAACUUUAACACUUGCAUACUUUUCUGCGGAAAUUACUUUGCACAGAAAAAUCAUUUCAACAUUAUCGCCAGAUUCACCUCCUGAACUGGUUCCAGUUUGUAGAACGGCUGCCAAGACGAGGCUAAUAGCUGCUAUUGAGUUUAUCCGUGACUUGAAAACAGAACAUAUCAAUUCAUUCUGGUAUACAAGUUCCACUGGUAACUUGGCGCUCAUUGGAACUUUUUCGGCGCUUUUAUACGUGACCGCUCCUACUAAAGAUGAAGCAUUAGUUUUUAGAGACUGCUUGCGUAACUAUAUUUGGAUUUUAAGAAUGUCAUCUAGGAGUUUUGAAAGAGCUGGUAAUGCAUUGGAUAGAAUUCAUAUGUUGUUGACGCAAAUUCCAGGUCUGUUAACUGAUGAACCAGCUACCCAACCAUUUGUUCCACCUAAGUCGCAAUCACCUUACAAUCCUUCAUCGAGUUACAACCCACCGAAUCCACCAUCUAACCAGCACUCUCAUCCACAGCAGCAGCAGCAGCAACAGCCAGGGCCUUCUCAACAGCCAUUUUUCAACUCACAAAGUCCAUAUUUCGGCUCACCUCAUGCGAGCUUUGACAAUUUAAACAAUUCCGCUUUCAAGCAAUUGAAAAAUCUACCUCCAGAAAUUUUGCAAGGCUUAACCAGUUUACAGGCAAACAUGCCUGGCAUUCCUUCUGCUUCAUUUACUGAGUUGAAUGAAUUACUUGAGGCACAUUCGAAAACGCCAAAGACUCAAAGUACAAAUAUAUCAAGCCACUCUUCAGAACCUCCUUCCCAGGAGAAAUCUCCUCAGAGAUCUAUCCCUUUGGUUAUCAAUGAUAAGAUGAAGGGAAACAAGAAUCCCAUUACACCAUCUAGUGCUACUGGAACAACUCACUCCCAUGAAAGUCCUCGUAAGGAUUUGAAAAAGAGUCCACCAAGAAGUGAAGUGAGACCCAAAAUUAAUACUCCUUCUAAUGGCAGUGCUCCCCUCGAAGAAAAGGAUGUGGUCCAUGAUGAUACAAAGGUCACAAAUGAAGUUAAGUUCUGA